Esox lucius (northern pike) is the source of this 6428-nucleotide messenger RNA. It is a transcript of the gene mast2, whose product is annotated as microtubule associated serine/threonine kinase 2. NCBI's taxonomy places the organism in Eukaryota, Metazoa, Chordata, Actinopteri, Esociformes, Esocidae. The record is from RefSeq and is a predicted model, not a curated record. Gene Ontology annotation, molecular function: ATP binding; protein serine/threonine kinase activity; magnesium ion binding. Gene Ontology annotation, cellular component: microtubule cytoskeleton. Gene Ontology annotation, biological process: intracellular signal transduction; peptidyl-serine phosphorylation.
AUAAAAAAUGUACAACUAUGGACCCUGAAUCUUUCAGUGACAGUGAUCUAGCGUUUAGAAGGGUUAGGUACUACGGUUUAACGUGAAAGGAUAUUCGGUAAUGCACAGUCCCAGACAGUCUGCACUCACAUAUCACUAAUCAGCCAGCCAAGUCAACCAACCAGACACAGACAGUCAGCAGAGCACACCGGCGAGGAUGGAACACUGACAAUUCAAAAUAGGACAACCGAUCUUGAGACAUUCGUGAAUAGUAUUAUAAUUUACUUUUCAUCAAGUUGGAUGGAAGAAAUUCGAUCAUUUCUCCUACGUCACUUGUCAAGAAAAUAUGACAAGUGUAACAAUGACAACGUGUCUUGCAGGUAACGUUAGCAAGCAACGAUGCUAGCUUAGCGUGAUAGCUAACUAUAUCCUUUCAAGACUGGAACUGACACCGAAGUCUAAGGCCGGUGGAGACCGUCUCUCUCAAUACCUGGGAUAAUGAAUGUCGGUGUUACGUUACCAUGCUGUUCUUGUGAUUGUUCGACCUCGUCUUCAUUUUUUUCUCGCUAGAUAACGUAACUAGCUACCCUUGCUAGCUACAGUACGUUUUGUCUCACUUCAGUUACAGGACAAGCGAGCUAGCCAGCUGCAUAAGAUGCAGUUACGUCGUCAGUUACUGUAGUGAAAGGCAAACACCUAGGUUAGAGUCAGCUAGCCUACAGCAACCAAGUGACUGAGUGACAACCUGUCAAAAUACAUGUUAUAUCUGCUAGCUAGUCACUUUGUGCCAGGAUGGUCAUUUGAAUGGAAAUGCAUUUUUACUGUUGGAUUUGGCACCAGUUGGACACCAUUCACAGCACAGUAGGAGCGAAUUUCAAGUUUUCAAAGGAAAUGAGAGGAAGACAUCAAAGUUAACAAACCUUACGUCGUUAGUGUAAGUUUGGUUAGCAGUGAUAGCUAAUUAGCUUUAGUUUCGGUGAAACAGUUAUUUUUGCUAUUUUACCACGGGGGACAAUGAAGAGAACCGAAAAUAAAAACAAAAGAAAACUCAUUGCUGAACAGCAAGGACGAGGCGGGACUGCGGAGAAAGAUGUGAAUGAGUUUGCCGUGCCCCCUCCCCUGCUGUUCAGGAAGUUGAGUAACCCCGACUUGUCCCCUGCCGCCAACAAGACCAAACUACAGCGACAGCUUAGCCAGGAUGAUGGCCGUGCACGGCGUAGCAGUAUGGCUAUGACUGGUAAGCAGCUCCUGCCCCUCUCCAGCAGUAUGCACGGUGGGGUGAGUCAUCUAACCUGGCAGCCUCCUGGAGAGCCCCCCAACAACCUGGUCCGCAUGAGGAACCAGUCCCUGGGCCAGUCGGCACCGUCACUCACUGCUGGGCUGAAGGAGCUCAGUCUUCCAAGGAGGGGCAGUUUAAUCUGGCCGGCCGCUCAGCACCGCUGCCAUGGCAACAGCAGCCUCCUGCAGCACCUGCUCUCCCCCCCUUCCGUCCCUCCCUCCUUCCACACCUCCUCCUCCCAGCCCUCCCUCCUCCUCUACUCCUCCUCUUCUGCCCGCCCAGAGGGCCCCCUGUCAGCCCCUGUCCACCAGGGGGGGAACCCCUUCCUCUGGAGCUGUCGGACCAGCAACCGGAAGAGCCUGAUCGUGACGUCCAGCACCUCUCCGACCCUUCCCCGGCCACAUUCACCACUACAUGGACAUCCAGGGAGCAGUCCUCUGGACAGUCCUAGAAACUUCUCCCCAAACACGGCAGCACACUUCUCCUUUGUUCCAGCUCGAAGUCACGGGCACAGGGCUGACAGGACUGAUGGCCGACGUUGGUCACUGGCUUCCCUGCCCUCAUCCGGAUAUGGCACCAACACUCCCAGCUCCACUGUCUCGUCAUCCUGUUCAUCCCAGGAGAAGCUGCACCAGCUGCCUUUCCAGCCCACGGCGGACGAGCUCCAUUUCCUCACCAAGCACUUCAGCUCUGAGAGUAUUACGGAUGAAGAGGGACGACACUCACCCAUGCGACCCCGAUCACGCAGCCUCAGCCCCGGUCGCUCUCCCAUCUCCUUUGACCAUGAGAUCGUCAUGAUGAACCAUGUCUACAAAGAGCGCUUUCCCAAGGCCACGGCUCAGAUGGAGGAGCGCCUGGCUGACUUCCUGUCAUCCUCAGCCCCUGACAAAGUGAUGCCCCUGGCCGAUGGGGUCCUCAGCUUCAUCCACCACCAAGUCAUAGAGCUGUCCAGAGACUGCCUGGACAAAAGUCGAGACGGCUGCAUCACCUCACGCUACUUUUACGAGCUGCAGGAGAACCUGGAGAAACUGCUGCAAGACGCUCACGAACGCUCGGAGAGUGUUGAGGUCACCUUUGUGACCCAGCUGGUGAGGAAGCUGAUGAUCAUCAUCGCUCGUCCUGCGCGCCUCUUGGAAUGUCUGGAGUUUGACCCAGAGGAGUUCUACCACCUGUUGGAGGCAGCGGAGGGCCAUGCCAAGGAGGGGCAGGGCAUCAAGUCCGACAUCCCCCGCUACAUCAUCAGCCAGCUGGGACUGACCAGAGACCCCCUGGAGGAGAUGGCCCAGCUGAGCAGCUACGACAGCGGGAACCCUGAGACACCGGAGACUGACGACUCUUUGGAAAGUCGAGGUGCCACGGUACCGGCCGUAGCUCCCCCUAAAACCAAGGCCCCCCGCGAGGAGGACUUUGAGAACAUCAAGCUCAUCAGCAACGGAGCCUACGGGGCUGUUUUCCUGGUGCGACACAAGGAGACGCGGCAGCGCUUUGCCAUGAAAAAGAUCAACAAGCAGAACCUGAUCCUGAGGAACCAGAUCCAGCAGGCCUUUGUGGAGAGAGACAUCCUGACAUUUGCAGAGAACCCCUUUGUGGUCUCCAUGUUCUGCUCCUUCGAGACACGCCGACACCUCUGCAUGGUCAUGGAGUACGUGGAGGGUGGCGACUGCGCAACCCUGCUGAAGAACAUCGGGGCUUUGCCGGUGGACAUGGCACGCAUGUACUUCGCUGAGACCGUGCUGGCGCUGGAGUACCUCCACAACUACGGCAUAGUGCACCGAGACCUGAAACCCGACAAUCUUUUGAUUACUUCACUGGGCCACAUCAAGCUGACGGACUUCGGCCUGUCUAAGAUCGGUCUGAUGAGCCUCACCACGAACCUGUAUGAAGGACACAUAGAGAAGGAUACCAGGGAGUUCCUGGAUAAACAGGUGUGCGGGACCCCAGAGUACAUUGCUCCCGAGGUGAUCCUGAGGCAGGGCUAUGGGAAGCCAGUGGACUGGUGGGCCAUGGGAGUCAUCCUGUAUGAGUUCCUGGUGGGCUGUGCUCCCUUCUUCGGAGACACCCCAGAGGAGCUCUUCGGACAGGUCAUCAGUGAUGAGAUAAUUUGGCCCGAGGAGGACGAGGCUCUCCCUAGCGAUGCCCAGGACCUCAUCUCUAAAUUCCUCAGACAGAACCCUCUGGAGAGGCUGGGCACUGGCAGUGCGUUUGAGGUGAAGCAGCACCGGUUCUUUUACGACCUGGAUUGGAAUGGUCUGUUGAGACAGAAGGCAGAGUUCAUCCCUCAGCUGGAGUCAGAGGAUGACACCAGCUACUUCGACACCCGUUCAGACAGGUACCACCACGUGGAUUCUGAAGACGAAGAUGACACUAAUGACGACGAGCACUUAGAGAUUCGCCAGUUCUCCUCCUGCUCGCCCCGCUUCAGUAAAGUCUACAGCAGCAUGGAGCGCCUGUCCCUCCACGAGGAGAAGCGAACACCACCGCCCACCAAGCGCAGCCUCAGUGAGGAGGGAGGGGAGCGCAUCGACAGCCUCAGUGGGCUAAAGUCCAGAGACCGCUCCUGGCUGGUGGGGUCCCCUGAAAUCCUGCGUAAGCGCCUGUCCGUCUCCGAGUCGUCCCACACAGAGAGUGACUCGAGCCCUCCUCUGACGGUUCGUAGGCGCUGUUGCUCCGCCAUCAUUGAGAUGCCUCGUUUUGCCAUCUCCUCGGAAGAGGAGGGAGGGAUGUCCACCAGCCGUAAGAGCCCCAGCCUGCUCACCCAGACCCCCGGUGUGAUCAGGGGCCCCCGCAGUGAGGAGCUGCCCCUCUCCAUCCCCGAGCUCCCUGUAGAGAGAGAGCUGAAACUGGACGAGUCCCCCACCACACCUGGGUCAGCCGGCAGCCAGCAGAGCAGAGCCACAUUCACACCGGGUAGUUCUGGAGAUGUAUGUGACCGUUUUACCGGGUCUGGAGUGGACAGUUCCAGCUCUACGCCCAAGGCCAUCAGUGACCUGGCAGCUCGCAGAGCCCGCCACAGACUGCUGUCCGGAGACACAGACAAACACACCCAAUCCAGACCCCUCAAUAAGGUCAUCAAGUCGGCCUCCGCUACCACCCUCUCUCUCAUGAUCCCUUCAGACCACCAUGGAGCCUCCCCAUUGGCCAGUCCCAUGUCACCCCACUCCCUCUCGUCCAAUCCCUCGUCCAGAGACUCGUCGCCCAGCAGGGACCUGUCCCCGGCCGUAGCCAACGUCAAACCUGCCAUUGUCAUCCACAAGGCGGGCAAGAAGUACGGCUUCACCCUGCGUGCCAUCCGGGUGUACAUGGGAGACACCGACAUCUACACUGUGCAUCACAUGGUCUGGCAUGUGGAGGACGGAGGUCCGGCCCAGGAUGCGGGGCUGAGGGAAGGUGACCUCAUCACCCACGUGAACGGAGAGGCUGUCCACGGCCUGGUCCACACUGAGGUGGUGGAGCUCAUCCUCAAGAGCGGAGGUAAGGUGUCGAUCUCGGCCACUCCUUUCGAGAACACCUCCAUCAAGGUGGGCCCCGCUCGGAAGACCGGGUCCAAGUCGAAGAUGGCCCGUCGCAACAAGAAGACCAAGACCAAAGAGGGAGGCCAGGAGAGCAGCAGUAAGAAGAAGAACUCUUUGUUCAGGAAGAUCACUAAGCAGGCGUCUCUUCUCCACACCAGCCGAAGUCUGUCCUCUCUGAACCGCUCUCUGUCCUCUGGAGAGAGUGGACAGGGUUCCCCCACACACAACCUAUCCCCCCGGUCGCCCACACAGGGCUAUCGCUCCACGCCAGACUCGGCACACUCUGUAGGGGGAACCUCGUCUCAAAGCAGCUCCCCUAGCUCCAGCGUACCCAACUCCCCAGCCAGCUCUGGUCACAUCCGGCCCAGCUCCCUCCACGGUCUCGCCCCCAAGCUUCAGCGCCAGUACCGCUCCCCUCGCCGCAAGUCGGCCGGCAACAUCCCCCUGUCCCCCUUGGCCCGCACCCCUUCUCCGACCCCACAGAGCACGUCCCCCCAGCGCUCCCCGUCCCCCCUGCCUGGCCAUCUGGGCUCCUCGUCUAUGGGCCAGUCGUUCCCUGUCAAGCUCCACUCCUCCCCCCCUCUGGUCAGGCAGAUCUCCAGACCUAAGAGCGCCGAACCACCGCGCUCCCCACUCCUCAAACGAGUACAGUCCGCCGAAAAGCUAGCCUCCUCUCUCUCGUCGUCGUCGUCCUCCCCCUCUCCGUCAGGGGCCGCGAGUGACAAGAAGCUGCCCACGGCGGCGACGGGCCGUAAGCACAGCCUGGACAUCUCCCACCAGGAGUUUAAGAAAGAGAUGCUCCAGAGAGACCCAAGUCUGCAGAGCCUGCAAGAGUCGGCAGGGGAGAGAGAGGGCCUGCAGCUGGGGCCUGGGAUGGGGGGCCGCGGGGGUCCCGUGGAGAUGGGCAGCCUGAACAAGCACCCGUCCUCUGGCAGAAAGCUGGGGCGCCAAGAGGUUGAGGGGUCGCCGGCGGCCGGAUCUCUCGGCCUGGCCCCCGGGAAGAGCAAACUGAAGGACAAGCUGUCAGCCAUUAGACAGGACCGCGCAGAGAGGAGGGAGUCCCUGCAGAAGCAGGAUGCCAUACACGAGGUGGACUCUUCCGAGGACGAGACGGACGAAUGCUCGGAGGACAGUCAGGAUGGCGUGGUGGAAAUAAGUGCACCUUCACCCCCCCGCUGCUGCGCCCCACCUCCGUCAUGGCCGCCACUGCCCGCACGGGACCCGGGGGCACCCUCCCCUCCCUGUGUCUGGCCCCCUCCUCCACUCUGCUCCCCAGCAGAGCUGCAUUGCCCUCCUCGCUCCCAGAACACAAGCCCACUCACAGUGCUCCUUCGCAGGGAGGGAAGGACAGAAACCCCGCCCCUUCAAGUGACUGUCAGAAGAGAGAGGGAAAGGCUUCGGACCCCGGGUCCAAGUUUACCCAGAGCCCCCUGUCCAAUGCCUUCGCCACCCCCGGCAGUGCUUUCAGCUCAGUCAAUAAGGAUACAUUCCCUAAGCCUUCUGCUUCGUCUCCACAUCAGGACUGGAGGAGCCCCAAGCUGCCCGAGGCCAGAGUGAGGAGCAGUAGUCCUGGGUUAUGGAGUGAGGAAAGAGACUCCGGCCUGGAGGCCCCCAGAUCCAGCCCCACCGGGUCCAUUGAUGGUAGUGACAUAGCCCCU